Caenorhabditis remanei is the source of this 1710-nucleotide messenger RNA. RefSeq lists its product as uncharacterized. The coding region runs from base 1 to 1710 and encodes 569 amino acids. NCBI's taxonomy places the organism in Eukaryota, Metazoa, Nematoda, Chromadorea, Rhabditida, Rhabditidae. The record is from RefSeq and is a predicted model, not a curated record. The transcript has 5 exons.
AUGAGUUGUCUCACAAUUAUAUGUCCAAACGCGAAGCGGGUUCAAGUCAAGACUACACCGAUGAUGUUAAUAAGACAAGUUCUGGAAGAGGCAUGCCUCAAAAGUGGAUUUGAAGUAAAUAGCCAUCGCCUUCAAACGCAAUCUCGGAAACCAGUCGACCCGUCGCUUCCAUUUCGUCUCUCGGGUCUUGCUAAUAAUGCAACACUCGAAAUGACACAAAAAGAAGCUUUAUCUGAAAACGCUGUUAUCGAUUUGGCGAUUCAGGCGACUUCGGGCUCUCGUCACCAAAAGAAAGUUGGUGUAAAUGUGAUGCUUUCCGAUAUAUUGAAAGAAUUCACAGCAGAGUUCGGAGAGAAUUUGGCAGACGUCGUCGAUGGAUCCGUUCCAUGUAUAGUUUACAUGAAUAAGCGAUACACCGGCGCUGAGUUGUCUGCGAAUUCUCUGUCAAGUCUCGGAGUUUCUACUGGAAAAUGUCUUGUCCGCCACAUGAGAGUCAAGCUAAACGCCGCGGAACUUUCAGCAAUGGAAACGAAGUUAAAAGAAGAAACAGAACGAAAGAAGGUGUUGGAUGCGAAUUUCGCAAAGUUAAAAGCUGAAAAUGAGGAGAGAGAUCGAUUGGAGAAGCAGAGACAAGAAGCUUUCGAAAAAGAUAAAGAAGCGAGAGAGAAAAGAGAACAGGAACAGUUGAAAGCGAUUCUUCCAGAGACAAGUAGUGCUCAGGAAACCACUUCCAUGGACACUUCUGAAUUCCAACAUCGUGAUGUUCUUCAAGAAGUUCCAGUGCAAAAUCCCAAUUCCUGGUCUUUCGAUGGACCGGCUUUCUCCCGUCAAACCCCUCAAAGUGCCAUGAAAUUGGAAGAAUUGAAUCGACUCCUCGAACGUGUCGACAACUCACUUACAAACACCGCAGUGGAGUCGAGAAUGGAUGCUAUGGUUAAUGCGUUGGCUGAUGGUGGAAGAAUCUCACUUGCUGAAGUUCGUACACGCGCUGAUGUUGCAAUGGAAGAGGAGAAGGAGCCUGUUGAAGUAUUUUCGGAUCCAUGUGAGAGAAAUGCCGUGGUUUUCAAGAAAGGAACAAAAGUCCAAAAAGAAGAGCCAAUGGAGACAGAAGAAUUCUUCGAAGUUGGUGUUGAGGACAUCCGAAAUAUGCAGAAAGAUCUCCGCAGAGCUGUGCGCGAUCAGACUCAAGCAAGCUUCGUUUCGAAGGAUUAUCUCCACAAGAAGAAUCGUCAGCUGAAAAUGGAGGCUUAUCAGCAUACAGUGAUUCGUGUAAAUGUUGGAGAGCAUGUGCUUCAAGCCUGCUUCAAUAGCACUGAGCAAAGUUCCAAUCUCGAUAUUUUCAUGAAGAGUGUAUUCAAGACAACCGAUUGGAAAUUGUUGUUCACCAAUAUGAAAGUGGUUACCAGUGAAACCAAGAACUUCGUCGACUUGGAACUCGCUCCGAAAUCUACUUUGAUCGCUAGUUUUGGAGGACAUGCUGUGAAUGCCGCUGAUGUUCUUCAUAAUAUCAAUGAAGUCACUCAGGAGGUGGCCAACACUAUUUCGGAUAAUUGGCUCGCGGCUAACAAAUCUUUCAUACCAUUCAACUCGACAGUCAACGAGGAUCGCAAACAGAAGAGAUCCACUAUUCAAGCCUCCACAUCGCCAUCAAGCUCCGGGCCACCAGCGAAGUCGGCAAUGCCAAAAUGGUUGCAAACUGGCAAAAAGUGA